AUGGGAAACGCAAAAGAGACAACUGGAAUCGAAGCUGCCGGUGGACGUACAGUUGUUAAUGGCUCAGAAGCGCGAAUCAAUUCAAUGAUAGCUCAACUAGCAGAUACACAGCCACCUGGAGAAGUAGAGAAGCUGAAAUCCGACAAUAAAGAGCUUCAACGAAGAGUAGAAGAACUUGAAGUAAGGAAAAUUACCUGAUU
Strongylus vulgaris is the source of this 200-nucleotide messenger RNA. NCBI's taxonomy places the organism in Eukaryota, Metazoa, Nematoda, Chromadorea, Rhabditida, Strongylidae. The record is from the annotation of a GenBank genome assembly.